Molecule: messenger RNA, 1342 nt
Organism: Choloepus didactylus (southern two-toed sloth)
Lineage: Eukaryota; Metazoa; Chordata; Mammalia; Pilosa; Megalonychidae
Gene: C25H19orf38
Product: chromosome 25 C19orf38 homolog
Exons: 8
Coding region: 261-962 (233 amino acids)
Source: RefSeq, a predicted model, not a curated record
GCAGGGCGGCGACGUCUUGCUGUUAACAUGCAUCUGCUCUGUGUCUCGGCCUGUGAGCGUGGCCCUCGGGUUCGACGCCCGACCCCUCCUUCCCUUUGCGCCCUAGAGCCAUCACUGUAUCAGUUUCCUAGUCUUGACGAAACCCUUGGCUCCAGCCAGCCCUGGUUCUCCUUUCCCUGCUCUGGCCUCACAGGGGCAGUUGGUGGUGAACCGUGAGCCACCCUGGCCUCAGCCAGAUUUCCCGGCCACACGCGAGAGAGAUGACCUGGGCCAUCCUGCUGUUUGCGGCCGGCUGCCUGGCCAUCCCAGCGCCAUCCAUCCUGCUGGUGCCCCCGUACCCCAGCAGCCAAGGGGACCCCAUCCACAUCGCAUGCAUGGCCCCCGACGGCUUCCCAGGGGCGAACUUCACACUGUACCAUGGAGGCCAAGUGCUCCAGUCCCUGCAGGCCCCCGCGGACCAGCGCGGGGUCACCUUCAACGUGAGCGGCAGCGGCGGCCACGGUGGCAAGGCCCCAGGGGGUGCAUUCCACUGCCAAUACGGCGUGAUGGGGGAGCACAGCCAGCCCCAGCUGUCGGACCUCAGCCAGCCCAUGCACGUCACCUUCCCAGUCGCCACUUGGAUCUUGGCUCUUUCUCUGAGCCUGGCAGGAGCCUUCCUCCUCUUGAUGCUGCUGGGGACCGUUACCAUGGUAAUCAGGAAAGUGAAAGCCAAAAACCUGCAGAAGAAAAGAGAUCGAGAAUCCUGCUGGGCCCAGGUUAACUUCGCCACCACAGACAUGUCCUUCGAUAACUCCCUGUUUGCCAUCUCCACGAAAAGGGCUCUAGAAGAAGACACAGCCACCUUGGAGGCUCGCCCCGGCUCGGCUGCGGGCUCCGGGGACUCCGAGCCCCGGAAAAGGCCCACCUCCACCUCGUCGUCCCCUGAGCCCCCCGAGUUCAGCACUUUCCGGGCCUGCCAGUGAGGACGUGGACUGGGCCUCCCAUGCCUGGGAGCCCCCAUUCAGCCCUUCUCCCUCCGGGGAGAGCUCCUUCUGGGGAGCUCCAGCUGCUGCUUUCUCAGGGAAAGAGGAGAGGAAGGGGACCCCUGGCCUUGAUCUAGAGGCUGGAAGCCCCCCUUUGGAUUCCCAGCUCCUAGGGAGACUGGGUAGGGGUGGGGGUCCCCUCCCCUUUUGGCCCCCAGCUGGGCCCCGGGAGCUCUGUGCUCUCCACACACCCCUCCACCGCGCCCCCCACGUGGGCACGGGACUCCUGGGUUUUGGAGCCGAGGGACCUGGGUAUGUUCUGUGCCGGCUCUGCUGGCACCGCUAAGUUAUGAUAACACGUUCUGAGGUGUUUCCAAGGA